ACUUUAUCAAAAAUUAAAUAAAUAAAUAGAAAUCAGUAUCUAAAAUAAAAUAGGAUAUUUAAUUUAUUUUUUUAUAGAAUGUUGAGAAGUGAACGAAUGGGAUGCUAUUAAGUAAUAGUAUCCAGGGAAUUAGCAUGGGAAAUGAUAAAUAUGUUAGGAGAAUUAGGUGACGACAUGGUAGAGUUUAUAGAUUCAAACAAAGAUUAAAAUUCAGCAAAUCGAUUGUUUUCUCGCUUUAUUAAGAAAUGUGAAGAGAUAUAAACUAAUUUAGCAAAGAUUAAGCAACUUCUUAAGGAUUAUAAUUUUCAUAUUUAGCAUUGUGAAGACGUUGAGGAGUUCUUGAUUUAGCUAAGAGAAUUUCUAAGCACACGUGAUAGAAUUGAAAAAACAUAUAUAGAUGACAUAAAUUAGGAAAUCGAGAGCUUCACAAAAUAAAUAUUUAGAAACGCAGCAUAAGUAGAAGAGUUAGAAAAAAAGUAUCAAGAUUUAAAAGAAUAAAGCUCUACCUAUUUAUUUUACAAGGAUAGAUUUAUAAGUUCUCUUUACUACUAGCAUAGGGAAGAUCUUGAAAGAAAAAAAAAGUAGAAGCUUUAAAGCUAAAUUUAAAAUGUUGAAGAAAUUGAGUAAGAAACAGUAGUUGUGCUAUCGUCUAAGCCAGUUUCAAGGAGAUAGCAACCAAUACAAUAAAAACAUAGAAACGAAGAAGAUGCUGAUUGGGAAGAUUAGUUCUUAACUAGAUAAUUUACAACUGUUAUAGGAACAGUAAAAACAGAAGAUAUUUAUAGAUUUAUACGUUCUAUAUACAGAUUGACAAAAGGGAAUUUUUGGAAUAUUUAAAAAGUUCAUGCAGAAUUUCCUGAUAGGACAAUAUUUAUUUUGUUUUUUCCAGUAGCAAGUAUCCAAAAUUCUUAUUUAAUAGGAAAAAUCAAUAAAAUUUUGGAUGUAUUUAAUGCUAAAAUAUUUAAAUCGAUUAUUAAUAAAGAUGAGAUAGAUUUAAAAAUUCUACAGAUAGAACAAGAUAAGACUGAUGUCUUGAGAGUUAUCAAUUUAGCCAAAAAAUAACUCUAUUCUGAUUUGGAAGAAUGGAGUCUACCGAGAAAAGGUUUAAACUGCUCUAAAAUAGUUGAAAUGCAGCUAUUUGUAGAAAAAGAGAGGUCAAUAUUUGUAUAACUUAACAAUUUGAAACCUCGAAAGCAUGUAUUUAUAGGCAGACUAUGGUGUCCUAAAGUAUACUAAGAGUAGCUUUUAUAAACACAAGUUAAAUUAUCUUUGAAAUACCCAAAUUAGGGAUAAUCAUAAAUUAUAGAAUGUGAAAUUAAUGAUGAUGAUGUUCCUCCAACCUUAUUUAAACUUAACUCUUUUACUGCUCCAUUUUAGCAAAUAGUCAAUACUUAUGGCAUUCCAAGAUAUAAAGAAAUAAAUCCAGGUAUUUAUUGCAUAGUAAUGUUUUCUUUGUAGUUUGGAAUCAUGUUUGGAGAUAUUGGUCAUGGAGGGUUUCUUUUCUUAUUUGGGCUCUACCUUUGCAUAAAUCACAAAAAAAAUCCCUUUGAUACACGCAGAGAUUUAAAUGUCUUAUACUCUGUCAGAUAUGUUGUACUUUUAUUAGGAUUUUUUGCUCUCUAUAGUGGACUUAUAUACAAUGACUUUUUCUCACUUCCAAUUUAUUUGUUUCACAAAUCCUGCUACGUUAAUCAAAGAGAUGAAAAUGGAGAACUAGAAUAUGUAAAAAAGCCUAACUGUACUUAUCCUUUUGGUUUUGACCCUAAGUGGUACAUCGCCUAAAAUGAAUUAACAUUUUUUAAUUCUUUUAAAAUGAAACUCGCAGUUAUAAUAGGAGUUAUAUAAAUGACUUUUGGAAUCAUUUUGAAAGGGUUUAAUAAUAAGUAUUUUGGAUAAUGGAUUGAUUUUUUCUUUGAAUUCAUACCGUAGUUAGUUUUUAUGGUCACUACAUUCGGGUACAUGAUAUUUAUGAUAGUUAUAAAGUGGAAUAUAAACUAUUAGUAAGAUACAAGCUAAGCACCUUCAAUAAUUAAUCUUAUGAUUAAUCUACCUCUUAAAUUAGGAAUGAUACCAGAUGGAAAAAGUUUAUGGAAUCAAGAAAACCAAGAAUAUUUACAAUAAAAUCUAUUAUAUAUUUCAGUGUGCAUGGUUCCUUUAAUGCUUUUCCCAAAGCCCUUUCUUCUUUACUUAAAAAAUAGAAAAAAUAAUAAAAGGACAUAUGUAGUUAAAAAAGGAAGUUUAAAUGAGAAACUCAUACCAUAAUUAUAAAAAAAUCAAAAUAGUGAUGAUGAUUUUAUUUAGGAAUUAAGAAAAUCCUAAAUAGAAAAAGAGGAGACAAUAAAAAAAUAAUUUUUAAAAGAAAACAGUAUUCAAGAAAGUAUGGAUUUCGACUAAUUUGAAUCUAUAACAAAAGAUAAACAUGAAUUUGAUUUUUCUGAAGUAUUUGUUCAUUAAGUUAUUGAAACCAUAGAAUUUGUAUUGGGAUCUAUAAGCAGUACAGCAAGUUAUCUUCGUCUCUGGGCCUUAUCCCUUGCUCAUAGUUAGUUGUCUAAAGUAUUUUUUGAAAAAACUAUAGGCUCAGGAAUAAUUGAAGGAAAUUCUCUCUAAAUUUUAAUAGGUUGGUUUGUAUUUGUGCAUAUCACGGUAUUUGUAUUAAUGAGUAUGGAUCUUAUGGAGUGUUUUCUACAUGCAAUAAGACUUUAAUGGGUUGAGUUUUAAGGAAAGUUCUAUAAAGCAGAUGGUGUAUGGUUUAACUCAUUUAGUUUCUUAGGUAAUUUAAGAUAGUUUAAUGUGGACUUAAGCAAUGGUAUAAAAUGA
This is a messenger RNA of Tetrahymena thermophila SB210, 2817 nucleotides long. Its product is annotated as V-ATPase A subunit 9-2 isotype of the V0 sector. Gene Ontology annotation, cellular component: vacuolar proton-transporting V-type ATPase, V0 domain; vacuolar proton-transporting V-type ATPase complex. The record is from RefSeq and is a predicted model, not a curated record. NCBI's taxonomy places the organism in Eukaryota, Ciliophora, Oligohymenophorea, Hymenostomatida, Tetrahymenidae. The transcript is spliced from 9 exons. Gene Ontology annotation, molecular function: proton-transporting ATPase activity, rotational mechanism; ATPase binding. Gene Ontology annotation, biological process: vacuolar acidification; proton transmembrane transport.